This is a messenger RNA of Columba livia (rock pigeon), 1559 nucleotides long. It is a transcript of the gene ADPRH, whose product is annotated as ADP-ribosylarginine hydrolase. The record is from RefSeq and is a predicted model, not a curated record. Gene Ontology annotation, molecular function: ADP-ribosylarginine-[protein] hydrolase activity; magnesium ion binding. NCBI's taxonomy places the organism in Eukaryota, Metazoa, Chordata, Aves, Columbiformes, Columbidae. Gene Ontology annotation, biological process: protein de-ADP-ribosylation.
CGACUGCUGCGCCUGUCAGAGCGCCAAGAGACAACCUCGAAAAUGAAACAGAACACCCGUGUCCUUCCCGCUCUCUCCGCCUGCACAGGGCACAGCGUGGCCGCGACCAGCGGCAGGGGGCCGGGAAGCGAGGGAGAGCCGGGGUCCGUCCAGGGACGAGCCGGGCUCCUCUGGGAGCGACACCCCCGGGCCCGCCGGCUGCAGAGUCUCCGCCGCCGGGGGCGGGCGGAGGCGCCUCGGGCGGGCAGCUACCGCUGAGGCCUGCGACGGAUGUUCCGGGUGAGCCGCCUGCCGCUCCCGAGGCCGGGCAGGGCCCCGCGGCCCCUGCUGGCAGGGCUGGCUGCUGUUUUCUACAUUGAAGCAGUCCUGGGGCAAAUAUUGUGUCCUAAGGUGAUGGACAACUACGUGGCAUCGAUGGUGCUGAGCGGGGUUGGUGACACGCUGGGAUAUUACAAUGGGAGGUGGGAGUUCCUGCAGAGCGGCCCAGCCAUCCACAGGGAGCUGGCAGAGAUGGGGGGACUCAGCAACCUGAGCAUCCGAGGCUGGAAAGUCAGCGAUGAUACGGUGAUGCACCUGGCCACAGCUGAAGCCCUGGUAGCUGCUGGGAAACAAGCAAGUUUGGCACAUCUCUAUUCCCUGAUUGCAAAGAACUACAAGGAGUGCAUGAAUGACAUGAAGGGCAGAGCUCCAGGUGCCAUGUGUGAGGCAAACGCUCUGAAGCUGGAUCCCGGGCGGCCGGAUGGCUGGAGGGUCCCGUUCAGCCCCCGGGCAGGAGGCUGCGGGGCCGCCAUGCGCUCCAUGUGCAUCGGGCUGCGCUUCUGCCACCCCACCGAGCUGGACACCCUGGUGCAAGUCAGUAUAGAGAGCGGCCGCAUGACCCACCAUCACCCAACCGGCUACCUGGGGUCCCUGGCUUCGGCCCUCUUCACGGCUUUUGCGGUGAAUGGCGUGCCCCCCCCGGCCUGGGGGAAGAGGCUGCUGGAGGUGCUGCCGCGGGCGAAAGCCUACGUGCGGGACACCGGCUUCUUCGUGGAGGAGAACAUGGGGCAGUGGCGUUACUUCGAAGAGCAAUGGGAGAAAUACCUGGAGGAGAGAGGCAUAUCGGAUGGGGUCUCGCUGCCCACCUUCCCCCCAAAGUAUGGUGUGGAAGAGAGAGACUCGUUCUACACCUCCCUCAGCUACGACGGCUGGGGGGGCAGCAGCGGGCACGACGCCCCCAUGAUCGCUUACGACGCGCUGCUGGGCGCAGGGGACUCCUGGACGGAGCUGGCUCACCGGGCCUUCUUCCACGGGGGCGACAGCGACUCUACCGCCGCCAUCGCGGCCUGCUGGUGGGGGGCCAUGCACGGCUUCCGGGGGGUCAACACCUCCCUCUAUGCUGACCUGGAGUACAGGGACCGCCUGGAGCAGGUGGCCAGGGACUUGUACCGCAUCACCUAGUCAGGGGGUGACAAGGGCCCCCCGGGAUGUGCUUGCCCCUCCUGCCGCGCCUUGUUCACUCAAGGUUCUGCAAACGGUUUGCAAACCCACUGGAUUAAAGCAUGCGAGUGUAAGCCAGA